Messenger RNA from Stylophora pistillata, 1632 nucleotides. RefSeq lists its product as uncharacterized. The record is from RefSeq and is a predicted model, not a curated record. NCBI's taxonomy places the organism in Eukaryota, Metazoa, Cnidaria, Anthozoa, Scleractinia, Pocilloporidae.
CUGAAUGCGUGAAUGCGCAUUCAAGCGAAGCAAACGACAACUUCUUAACGCUGCAUUCGAUAUUAUGUUUGCAAUAGACUGUACGUCUCCAUUUUGGUCAUCUAUAAUUUGAAUUUGUGCUUUAUGACUUUGGCUUGUGAAAUGAGACGAUUUAGCGCCUGACCAUGACAAGGUUGGUUACACCACAGUUGGGUUCGAUGUGUUCUUUUUUACUAUGUGGAACUAUUUGAAGGAAAUUUUUCUCAAGUCAAUUUCGGCGUCCACCUGCUAUGUGAAAUUUGUUCCACGAGAGAAAGACAGAAUCCAUUUCAAUCUACUGCAGUAUUGCGAUUUCUCCGCGUAACUGACGUACUGCGUCAAUCAUCUACUUGGCCAGAUGUCGUCUUACCUGUUACUGUGCAAUAGGUUUCUCAACCUGGUUAUCAUUUUAACUCUCCUCACACCAGCGACUGUUAACUACUAUCGAGCAACUUGGCAUAUGUUAGACUUAUUCGUUUUUCCAAAUGACAAACUUCUCAGUGCAUCCUUCAUUUUUACAGUGAGCUUUGGAACGUUAUUCUUACUCAUGCUGGUGGAAGAUUAUAUUAAGGAGUCUUUAAAUGCGAGAAGAGCGAAGGCAGUGUGGUAUCGUGCCCUGUUUUUUCCUCUGGCGUUUUUAACUGUUGCAGCUUGGAAAGGUCUAUGGAUACUCUUAGAUCUAAUCACCACGCCAUCUAUUCCGAGUGCCUGUGUUUCGCACAUAAUAGGGCUUUUAGUUCUUGUAUGUACAAGAACUACCUCUUCCAUUGUUGCCAUGCCGGGGUAUUGUUUAAAUGAAAGACACGCUAACCUACCCGAGAGUAUUCUUCAAGGAAAGCAUUGCGUAAGGAACAAGUCAAAAACGGUGUGCGGCGAAACCGCCGCAAGGAUCUUCAAUAGUUUCGUUACUGUGUUUAUCAUCGGAGGUGCAGUGGUGAACUAUUGGCGAGGAACUUGGCUUAUCAUUUUGACCAUAAUACAAUAUCCUGACAACGAUCUGAUCCUAUCUUCAAUUUUACUGAUUAUCGUGGGAUACAGUAUAUGGAUUGUGUGUUAUGUCCUCACAGAGUUCCUAUCAACGAUCCCAAUGAAUCCGCCUUAUUCUAUAUUAAGCCAUGCCUUGGAGCAGAUCUUUGUGUACAUAUUGGCAUUUGGAGUGGUGUCCUCUUGGGCAGGCAUUUGGCUCCUUAUGGAUGCUUGUCUUCCAUCAGAUCGCCCAGUAGCUAGUGCACUGAUCGGCCAUUUUGUAUCAAUCGCUGUCCUUUACGUUUUACAAGCUUGCAUUAAUUUAAUUGGCUCGCCCACUGGGUGUACAGUUCACAGCAGUGAAAAGCUCGACGGCUUUGAUAUGGGAGGUUAUCUCGAAAAGCCUCAUGGUACAGAACAUGAAAAACAGCCGGAAAACUCGGUAAUAAAAGAAGGGAAUGAACCAAGAAACUACGAAAGCUUGACCCUGAGUUGAUCCGUAAUUGCGAAUCCACUGAGCUCAAUAAUGCUCGUGAUGCAAAACGUGGGAAGCAGUACUUGGUGGCCCCGCACGUGCAAUGCUCGUGGAGUUUUCACUAUUGGAAUAUGCAUGGAAAUGUUGUCAAAUAAAUAGACUUUUUUGUCUCA